Molecule: messenger RNA, 942 nt
Organism: Erinaceus europaeus (western European hedgehog)
Lineage: Eukaryota; Metazoa; Chordata; Mammalia; Eulipotyphla; Erinaceidae
Product: olfactory receptor 5AN1-like
Exons: 1
Coding region: 4-942 (312 amino acids)
Biological process (GO): sensory perception of smell; G protein-coupled receptor signaling pathway
Cellular component (GO): membrane
Molecular function (GO): olfactory receptor activity; G protein-coupled receptor activity; odorant binding
Source: RefSeq, a predicted model, not a curated record
CCAAUGAUUGGAGGAAAAAAUACUACAGAGGUCACUUAUUUUAUCCUCUUGGCAUUCUCAGAUUUUCCCCAACUCUUGGUACCUCUCUUCAUCCUGUUUCUAUUGAUGUACAUUGCUAGUCUGACUUGGAACCUGGGCCUCAUUGUCUUAAUAGGAAUGGAUUCCCACCUGCACACACCCAUGUACUUCUUCCUCAAACAUCUGUCCUUCCUAGAUAUCUGCUAUGUGACAUCCACAGCUCCCAAGAUGCUCUCUACCUUCUUACAAGAACAGCAAACUAUCACCUUUGUGGGUUGUGUUGUUCAGUACUUCAUCUUUUCAACCAUGGGACUGAGUGAGUCUUGUCUCAUAACUGCCAUGGCUUAUGAUCGAUAUGCUGCCAUUUGUAAUCCACUGCUUUAUUCUUCCAUCAUGUCUCCCACCCUCUGUGUCCGGUUGGUUUUUAUGUCUUAUGUGGCUGGACUCUCUGGUUCUAUAUCUCAACUGUGUGCUAUACUUCAGCUCCACUUCUGUGGGCCUAAUACCAUCAACCACUUCUUGUGUGAUAUGUCCCAACUCUUGAUCUUAUCCUGUACUGAUACUUUCUUUGUACAAUUCAUGAUGGCAGUACUCACAAUGAUCUAUGGGGUAACAAAUGCUCUUGUUAUCAUGAUAUCUUAUGGUUAUAUUGUGAAUUCCAUCAUGAAGAUAACUUCAGCUAAAGGAAGGUCCAAGGCCUUCAACACUUGUGCUUCUCAUGUGAUGACGGUGAGCCUCUUUUAUACCUCAAGUAUCUUUGUCUACUUGAGUUCCAGCAUUGGCAGUUCCUCCACCUUUGAUAGAUUUGCAUCUGUCUUUUACACCGUGGUUAUACCCAUGCUGAAUCCUCUGAUUUAUAGCCUGAGGAACAGGGAAAUAAAAGAUGCCUUCAAAAGGUUGCCGAAGCGGAGAGAGUACUUCUGA